Molecule: messenger RNA, 469 nt
Organism: Coniophora puteana RWD-64-598 SS2
Lineage: Eukaryota; Fungi; Basidiomycota; Agaricomycetes; Boletales; Coniophoraceae
Exons: 2
Coding region: 74-349 (91 amino acids)
Source: RefSeq, a predicted model, not a curated record
GCCGACGAGACGUAUAUCCUUUAGACCGCUGGAGGUAGAUACAGUGUCCUGGAGUAGCACCACUUGCGACAGAAUGUGGUCUGCGAAACCGGAGAAACACAUCGAGUGCUCGCCACGAAGGGCAGAGCAUAGCGGAAUGGCGCCUAUCCACGUACGCAUGUUCGCAUCUCCGUACGGUUCAGAAACAAUACGUGUGAUGAUGAGAUGUGUCGAGGAAAGAACAAAACGUGUUGGUAAACCCAAGAGAACGUCGCAGUGGUCUAUGUUCAACUGGCCGAGGUCUGGAGGGGUCUGUAUCGAUGAGUUCGACUGGUUGAAGCUAAGGACAACAAAGCUGCUGUCCGCAUGACGAUUAUGCCAUGACACCAGUAAACUGGAGGGUCCUAUCGUCAUUUGGACUAGCGGCGAGUACGUAUGGGUGUACGAAUGGUGAUAUAUCUCUGAGAGUGUGAUGCCUUGUGAGGUCUCA